AUGUAUCCUUUAACUGAAAGUCAAUGUGGUGAAAUUAUUGGCCUUUACAAAAAUAAGCAAUCAGUACCAAAAAUUAGUAGAAUGCUCAAAGUUCAUAGAACAACUGUCACUCAUACCAUUGAUAAAAGUCAAAAAAUUCUAAAGACUAUUGUUAAAGAUAAUAACAAGAAAUCAGCUGAAGAAAUUAAAAAAAUUUUUGUUGAAAAAACUAAUAAUGAAUUAAUUUUCAAUAAAAUAAAAAAUUAUCAACAAUCAAAUUAUCAACAAUCACGGACCUUACCGCAUCAUGUGAUUCCUGUUAUUAUUGACACAGAUGGUGACAACGACGAUUUCUUUGCGAUUCUUUACGCGCUCAAAUCUAAAAAUCUUGAUGUACGCGGCGUUACUUACCACGGAAAUGGAUGGUCCCAUGCAGCUUCGGUCCAAAACAUUGUUGAUAUCAUCGACGAUAUUUAUUCUGGAAAGAACAUUCCCGUAAUACUUGGCACUGACUAUAGCCUCUACGAGUCUGACAGAAACCCCAAUACUUUAGGUACCCCAGGCUGUACUUACCAGAAAUCGGUGCCGGAAGGUGCAGCAGGCGGAAGACGCGAUUCCGAUUUGCUAUACGGUCUCAAUCGAAAACUCAGGUUAUCAAAGCGGAUAUGGUAUGACGCUAUUAAAGAUUUUAAUAUUACCCAGGACUUUGCUGACCUCAUAGACUCUACGAUUGAAGCAACCGGCAAGAAACCCACAAUAAUAGCCAUGGGUACAGCUACCAACAUCGCUAUGCUUUUACGUGCUUUCCCAACGUACAACACAAAAAUCGAACGAAUUGUUUGGAUGGCCGGCGCUUUAGAUGUCGCUGGAAAUGUGUUUACCGUGCCAAAUAAUACUCGUGCAGAAUAUAAUGUAUAUCUUGAUUGCGUUGCUGCCCAAGAAUUACUUGACUCCGAUCUGAAAAUCACUUUGAUACCCCUUGAUUUUACAAAUAAAACACCGUUUAAUCCUGCUUUCUUUGACAAACUCUCAACGCUCACAAGUUUCUACGGGAAGUUUGCGUAUCAACUUUUAAAAAUGAUUCGCGCGACAUGGCUUGGUGGUGAACUUGAAUUCUAUAAUGGUUAUUUUCUCUGGGAUGCUAAAGCUGUUGGUUUUGUCAAAAAUAUUGGUGUCGCAAAGGUUGUGUCAAACCGCACAUUAGCCAUUACCUGUACGGAAGACAAGAAUUACAAUGGUCAGUUUGUAGCGUCUCAAGUAUUGACCAAAGCAGAUCUUGAAAUUGCCACUGAGCCUAUUGUUAGCGACCUUGUCGAAGAUUCUCCAUUCUUCCAAGAUUUCAUUGAUGUACUCGAAUAUUAG
Messenger RNA from Ambispora leptoticha, 1341 nucleotides. Lineage: Eukaryota; Fungi; Glomeromycota; Glomeromycetes; Archaeosporales; Ambisporaceae. The record is from the annotation of a GenBank genome assembly.